Messenger RNA from Rattus norvegicus (Norway rat), 4070 nucleotides. RefSeq names its product transmembrane serine protease 15 (gene Tmprss15). Gene Ontology annotation, cellular component: membrane. Gene Ontology annotation, biological process: proteolysis. NCBI's taxonomy places the organism in Eukaryota, Metazoa, Chordata, Mammalia, Rodentia, Muridae. Gene Ontology annotation, molecular function: hydrolase activity; peptidase activity; serine-type endopeptidase activity. The record is from RefSeq and is marked provisional.
CAGAAAGACACACACAGCACACUCACAGUGAAGAUUGUCAACGUUAGCUUGAAUGGCUGAUGACUGUAGAGUCCUCAGGAACUUGAGAGGUUUCACUCUAAAGUCAGUAUUAGAGUAUUCGUCUUGUUGAUGUGGAAAACCGCAUUGGCUCACAGUUCCUAAAUUAUCCAGCCUUGAAAAAGCAAAAAUGAAAUCUAUCAGAAAUGUGGCUGCAGGACAUCGUUCUAUCAGCUCUUUCGAAGUGAUGGUCUCAGCUCUCUUCAUGGUGCUCAUGGUCCUCUCUGUUGGGUUAAUUGUGGUGUCCUGGCUGGCAGUUAAGGAAUCAGAAACAGAUAGAUGAGAUCUUUGAGUCAAGUAAUCUGAAGAAUGAAUAUAAAAAAUCAAGAGUUUUUCAAUUUGAAAAUGGCAGCGUUAUUGUCCUCUUUGACCUUUUUUUUGCUCAGUGGGUAUCAGAUGAAAAUGUAAAAGAAGAACUGAUUCAGGGCAUUGAAGCAAAUAUAUCCAGCCAACUGGUCACUCUCCAUAUUGAUUUGAACAGCAUUGAUAUCGCAGCAUCUUUGAGCAACUUCUCAACACCAUUCCCUCUGACAACUUCAGAUAAGUAAUAGCUAGCAGUUUAAUGACAACUUCAGGAUCGUUGGAUAACUUCUCAACACCAAUUGGUACAACAACCUCAGCACAAUGGGUGAGUUCUCAAUAGUAAUUGUUUCACCAACUUCUGGCAAUGUCUCAGUGGAGUGCCAACCUGGUUCACGGCCCUGUGCUAAUGCUUGGGACUGCGUAGCAACUGAUUUGUUUUGUGAUGGAGAAGUGAAUUGUCCAGAUGGUGCUGAUGAAGACACUGGGCUAUGUGCCACAGCUUGUGAUGGAAGAUUUUUGUUGACGGGAGAUUCUGGGGUUUUCCAAGCCAAUCGUUAUCCACGGCCAGAUGAAUCAGGUGUUGUUUGCCGCUGGAUCAUCCGUGUAAACCAAGGACUUUCCGUUAGAAUGAGCUUUGGAAAAUUUAUUUCACAUUAUACAGAUGUGUUAGAUAUUUAUGAAGGUAUAGGACCUAGCAAAAUUCUAAGAGGCUCUUUUUGGGAAACUGAUCCUGGAACCAUUCGAAUUUUUUCUAACCAAGUUACUGUCACCUUUCUGAUAAAAUCAGAUGAAUAUGAUUACAUUGGCUUUAACGCAACAUACAGCACUUUCAACAGCAGCGAGAUUAACAAUUAUGAAAAAAUCAACUGUACAUUUGAUGAUGGUUUUUGCUUCUGGACCCAGGAUCUUGAUGAUGAUAAUGAGUGGGAAAGGAACCAAAUGGCCAGGUUUCCUUGUUACACUGGCCCAUUUUCUGACCAUACAUUUGGAAACGAAUCAGGAUUUUACAUUUCUACACCAGCUGAGCAGGCAUGGAAAAGUGAAAGAGUGGGCCUCUCAAGCCUUUCUUUAGGCUUCACUUCAGAGCCUGUCUGCCUUCAUUUCUGGUAUUACAUGUGCUGUGAAAAUGUCUACAACUUAAACAUUCAUGUCAGCAGCACUGAAACCACAGACAAAAUAGUUUUUCAAAGGCAAGGAAACUAUGGGAGGAAUUGGAACUAUGGUCAAGUCACAUUAAACGAAACAGUAGAAUUUAAGGUUGUGUUCAAUGCUUUUAGAAACCGAGGUUGCAGUACAAUAGCCCUGGAUGAUAUAAGUCUAACAAAUGGGAUCUGUAGUGAGAGUCCUUAUCCAGAACCAACCUUGGUCCCCACCCCUCCACCAGAGCAUCCUACUGACUGCGGAGGACCUUUUGAACUAUGGGAGCCAAAUACAACGUUCAGUUCUCCAAAUUUUCCAGACAAUUACCCCAACCAAGCUUUCUGUAUAUGGAACUUAAAUGCACAGAGUGGGAAAAAUAUUCAACUUCACUUUCAAGAAUUCGACUUAGAAAAUAUCAAUGAUGUAGUUGAAGUUAGAGAUGGGGUAAAAUUUGACUCCCUGCUCUUAGCCGUGUAUACAGGACGUGGUCCUGUGAAGGACUUGUUCUCUACCACAAAUAGAAUGACUGUGAUUUUCGACACAGACAUGAAGAACGGAGGCAAGGGCUUCAAAGCAAAUUUCACUUCUGGCUAUUACUUGGGGAUUCCACAGCCCUGCCAGGAUGACGAAUUUCAGUGCAAAGAUGGAAACUGCAUUCCAAUGGGGAAUCUCUGUGACAGCUACCAACACUGCAGUGAUGGCUCGGAUGAAGCACAUUGUGUGCGCUUUCUCAAUGGCACACAGAGCAACAAUGGGUUGGUACAGUUCAAUAUUCAUAACAUAUGGCAUAUUGCUUGUGCUGAGCCCUGGACCACACAAAUUUCAAAUGAAGUUUGUCACCUUCUGGGACUAGGGAGUGCAAACUCAUCAAUGCCAAUACUAUCUACUGGAGGUGGACCAUUUGUGAGAUUAAACGAAGCCCCUAAUGGCAGCUUGAUACUAACACCCAGUCUACAGUGCUCCCAAGAUUCCUUGAUUCUGUUGCAAUGUAACCAUAAAUCAUGUGGAGAAAAAAUGGUGACUCAGAAAGUUGGCCCAAAGAUCGUUGGUGGAAGUGACACCCAGGCAGGGGCAUGGCCGUGGGUUGUGGCUUUGUAUUACAGAGACAGGUCUGGAGACCGGCUGCUGUGCGGUGCCUCUCUUGUCAGCAGUGACUGGCUGGUGUCUGCUGCACACUGUGUGUACAGAAGAAAUCUAGAUCCAACCAGAUGGACAGCAGUCCUGGGCCUGCAUAUGCAAUCGAAUCUGACUUCUCCUCAAGUAGUAAGACGGGUGGUCGAUCGAAUUGUCAUAAACCCUCAUUAUGACAAACGAAGAAAGGUUAAUGACAUUGCUAUGAUGCACCUUGAGUUUAAAGUAAAUUAUACAGAUUAUAUACAGCCUAUUUGUUUACCAGAAGAAAAUCAAACAUUUACUCCAGGAAGAAUGUGUUCAAUUGCUGGCUGGGGAUAUAAUAAAAUAAAUGGUUCUACUGUGGAUGUGCUGAAAGAAGCUGAUGUUCCUCUUGUAUCCAAUGAAAAGUGCCAGCAGCAGCUGCCAGAAUACGACAUCACUGAAAGUAUGCUAUGUGCGGGAUAUGAAGAAGGAGGGACAGAUUCUUGUCAGGGUGAUUCUGGAGGACCAUUAAUGUGCCAAGAAAACAACAGAUGGUUUCUUGUUGGUGUGACAUCAUUUGGAGUCCAGUGUGCACUGCCUAAUCACCCUGGGGUAUAUGCCCGGGUCUCACAGUUUAUAGAAUGGAUCCAUAGCUUUCUACAUUAGGCAUUUUCCUGACCCAAACAUAAAUGAGGGGCAUGUUUUCCUUUUUCCUUCAUUUUUACUUAAACUAGUAUGGCGACUGAGAGUUUCAUGAGAAGAAAAAGAUCAUAUUUUUAGCUAAAUCAUUUAAAUGCUGAAAUGGGGAUGGUAGGCAGACAAUAAAUUAAAAUAAAUCUUUGAAACAUAAAGUAAUCAUGAAAUGCAUUUCUGUUUCAUAAUAAACAAUUACUCUUCUAUAGACAUUAUCAUUUCCUUUGUCUCAAACCAAUUUUUACCAUUUUCUAUUGUGAGAAGGGCUAUUAUUUUAAGACAUUUUCCAUACAUUUAAGUUCAAAUGGGUGGAGAAGUGAAAUGAAGUAGUUUGCCUAACGUAUGUCAUUGUUUGAAAUGAGAUGUUGUAACUCAUCUAAUUUCAAUUUAGUGUUACCACCAGAGUCAUUGCUGUUUUCCUGCUUCUCCAUUCACAAGCAUUUCUAUUUAAAUAUAAUGUUUCCCUGCUCAUAAAAGUACAUUUAUUAUGAGCCCAUAUCACAGACACUAUCAAAUCAUAACUGUGCCUUUCUUCGAAGUAAACAGAACAUACAAAGGUCUCUCUCUUGACCUAGCAUCAACACAAAAGUAAACUACUUUCCACCCUUAUUCUCCACAAAUGAUCUUUACAUUUACUUUAUCUUUUUUAUUUAAAAAAAUAAAAAACAGUUUAAAAAUGUACAGUUUUUAGACUUUCCUGAACAUGUGAAAAAUUUGUUCAGACACAGUUGAAUUGCCUUCUAAAGGCAAAAAAUGUGUAAUAAAUGAAUUUGCUUCAGUCC